AAACAGAUGAAGGCAGCCAAAUCGAACACAAAGAAUACAAUAAUAAUGGAAGAAGGAGACGCAAAUAUAUCUUCUGCUUCAAAACAUGGAAAGGUUGAUGAUGAGUGCGUAGAAAGUUUUAUGGAGCAACUUAAAGCCAAAGUGAAGAGUGAAGUAGAUUAUUCAGACUUCCAAAUCUUAGAAGAGGAUUUAAGGAAGGAUUUGAGAAUGGUUGGGAGAUUUAGUGUUCCGCUACGCCUGGCUCCUAUUGCAAACAGAAUCAAAGAUGGUUUUGAUGACAUUACUUCAGGCAGUUCACAAAGUGACUGUGCAGCUAAGCCUACCUAUCUUCUCUUCUGUGCUGCAAUCAAAGAGAUGGAUGAUCUCAAACUAGACCAGGUCAACGAGACUAAAUUAUUGUUGUGGCGAGAUGCAAUUAACAAUGCCCUCAACCUUCAAUUCAAUGUGGAUUUCGCCAUUAAGCACCUCUUUAAAAUUGCGCGUGCAUAUUUUGGUUUCAAAGUGAAGGAAGGGAAAAGCGGUGAAGAGAUGCUCAAGCUCAAGAAUGUAGAUGGGAAUAUGGAGGUCCCCGAAGCUUGUUUACGUGAAGCUGAAUAUUUUAGCGGCAAGCCUCUUAGCACCGGUCUGCUCCGUUAGUAAUUUUCUACCUAAAGCCAUUACCUAUGCCACUUAUCACUAUCAGCUACUACCUUUUUCUUUUGUCAUAUUUUAAGUCUUUCUAUGUUUAAUAAACUAUCAUUUAUUCAAUGUGUACAUCAUAUAUA
Messenger RNA from Gossypium raimondii (Peruvian cotton), 764 nucleotides. RefSeq lists its product as uncharacterized. The record is from RefSeq and is a predicted model, not a curated record. Lineage: Eukaryota; Viridiplantae; Streptophyta; Magnoliopsida; Malvales; Malvaceae. Bases 7 to 636 code for a protein of 209 amino acids. The transcript is spliced from 2 exons.